Molecule: messenger RNA, 2407 nt
Organism: Patiria miniata (bat star)
Lineage: Eukaryota; Metazoa; Echinodermata; Asteroidea; Valvatida; Asterinidae
Product: melatonin receptor type 1B-like
Exons: 5
Coding region: 441-1529 (362 amino acids)
Biological process (GO): G protein-coupled receptor signaling pathway
Cellular component (GO): membrane
Molecular function (GO): G protein-coupled receptor activity
Source: RefSeq, a predicted model, not a curated record
CUCGGAGCACACACGGCCCGACAAGUCAUUGCAACCUGCCUCACCUUUCAAUCAAUGUCCAAGUACAGUAAUUCCUACUUUAAUUUCCUCCCACGACGAUCCAGCGUGGGGUUUACGAAAAUUGUCCUUGCCGAGUUCAGCAUUUCGGUCGUUUAGUCUUUCAGUCUCGGGGUGGAAAGAUAGUCAAACGGAGUGUCAUUCUGGCGACACCAUGGGGCCUUGUACGCAACACGUCUGACCCCUAUCUUUAUUUUGAGUAUUUCUGAGUGUACAAAAGCCUUUGUCGGCAACUCCCAGAGGUAGUUCGGUUGUGGCCGUAGUGUGCUCGCGAUCGCAUGGGACUCAUUAUCCGGACGACGACGCCAAUGCAGUACAGACGCCAAUAUUCACCAAUGCAGCGACACUGAGGUUGACGAACGGCUUUCGGGAAAGCAGCCGACAUGGACACAAUGACUGGUCAGCACAGCGUGGCCGAAGAAUUCAUCACCCCGACCAACGCCUCGUUCACCGGCCUGACCGAGCGCGACGAGUCCGGUGAGUUCCUGCAUGGAGAGCGCGACGCUUUCCGGGCCGUGCUGGUGACGUUCUUCGUGCUCUCUAUGGCCUGGGGCAACAUCGGUAACCCGUUGGUUAUGGCGACUAUACUGACACGCCGCAAGCUUCGUCAGAACGUGGCUAAUAUCUUCAUCUUCAAUCUGGCCAUUGCUGACUUCUGCGUCACUUCGUUUGUGGACUUGUCUUACGUACUUGGUAACCUCAUUCCAGGCCUGCUCAUGGAAAACCGUGUGUUCUGCAGCUUUGCCGCCUCCAUCUGUAUCAUCAGCUGUACUUGCUCCCUCUGGAGCAUCACCGCCAUCAGCAUCAACCGCUACAUCUGCGUGGCCAAGAGCUCCAUCUACCAGAGGGUGUACACGCGGAGGAACACACUUCUCAUGGCAGUUGCUCUCUGGCUACUCUGCUUCAUGAUCGACUUCCCGAACUUUGUCGGUCUUGGGGCGCACAUCUUCGACGCCAAGAAGAGAGGCUGCUCCUUCGACCGACUGGGGCAUUAUGGGUACACCUUAUACUUCAUCGGGAUGGGCGUGGUCACGCCCAUGACUAUUGUCGUCGUCUGCUACAUCAAGACGUUUCUGUUCGUCAAGGCGCAUAACACGAAGAUUCAAGCAUGGAAGUCGGAGUCAGCAUCAAUGGGGCGCAUCAUGGCCCCCGCCCCGUCCAACAAACCCAUCGACACCCGCCUCCUCAAGACGGUAGUCGUCAUCUUCAUCGUCUUCCUAGCCUGCUGGACUCCCUAUACCAUCAUUGUGCUGUCCGAUUUACACAACUCGUACCCAGAUGAGUUGUACGUGGCUGCCAUCAUCUUUGCCCAUGCCAAUUCCAGUAUGAAUAGUAUCGUCUACGGCAUCAUGAAUCGUUCGUUCCGCGAGGGUUACAAGCGACUGAUCAGGUCGUUGACCCGUGGUCAUCUGUGCAACGGUAACCCGCUCCAAGGAUCCGACGACACGGACAACAGGACAUCCAACAUGUAAAUCAACUACAACUACAGUGCAGCGCUCACGUGCAUGACGCGCAUGACGCGCAUAACGCGCAUGUCUUAAUUAAUUUGAGACGCAUGUGAAAUUUGUAAAUCUUAUUGGACGAAGAAGCACUGAAUGCGCGCGCGUAACACAUGCGCAGUAUGGCUUGCUACUUGUCAGAUUAUGAGAGUCUGAUGACACCCUGGAUAUAAUUUUCAUUUCGCUCCAGAUACUGGUACUGGUUAAGCUGGGUUUUUUUUUUCAGACGCAGCUGACAGAUAGAGACAUGUACCUAUGUUGAUGUGUCGCACUAUGACUUCGCGGUGUCACUGUUAAAUGUUAAUGUUAAUUAAUUCAUGGUGCACAACACAAAGUUACUAAAAAACAUACUUAAUUUUAUUCACAUGUUUUAUUCAUGAAUAUCGGCAACAAUCAAUACAAUCGAGCAAGAUCCGUGCCUGUCAUUAAAAAUCAACAGCGAGCAUUAAUGCUCGGCCUAUUUUACCAAUGUUACAGAGAGGGUAGCGGGUAAAACACGCACGUUGAGGGCGCUGUUUAUAUACCCAGGCAAGGCCGCUUAGCUUCUAUUUUUUUCACAGUAACCGAACGUUUAAACAUAUGACUUGACAGUUUGUGCGCUGAACGAAAAACCAUAAAAUAUUAAAGCACAACAUUAAUUACUGAUGAGAACCGUCUCAAUCAUUCAUUAUUUAUUACCCAAGGUGCCUUCAUUAUAAGGAUGUGUGGUCCUUAUAAUGAAUUUUGAAACAGAGAUUAUAGACAAUUACUGUCUUGCACACGUCGAACUCAAAAAGGAGUGGUUAUCGUUUGCGACCUUUGAAUGGUUGACAGAACAGAUCGACAGACCGACAGUGUGACCGACAGACAAA